AAUCAGGGCAAGGAUGCGCAGAAAGAACGAAAACCGGUUCACCGGCGGUUAUGCUCUCUGGUGAACUCAAGUAUACAUCACAUCACUUAUAAUUCAAACUUACUUCACGUUUUCGUAAUUCUAGUGUCGAAAAAUUGUUUCUCCACAAUAUGGAAGAUAAUUCAAAUUGGUCUCAUAGUAUUUAUAAGAGUGAUCCUUUGUUGUUUAAGAGUUAUAUCGGUAUGAGAGUGAACAUUUCAACUGUAGAUGGCACUACAAUUUCUGGUGUUGUUUAUACUGUUGAUCCUGUAUCAGAGAGUGUGGUAUUGCUGCAGACCAGUCAAGAGAAUCGUUUAAAAAUCGUUUUCGGUCAUGCAAUAAAAAAUAUAAAAAUCGAUUCAGAUAAACCGUGUAAGCUACCAGAAUUAUUUAUAAACACGCCAAGGAAUCUUCCUCAAUCAUCGUUAGAAGAACGAAGAAAUGUCGUAAUAAAGAUGCUUCAGAAAAAUAGAUUUUCGGUUAAAAAGGAAGAAGAUAUUUUAACGAUCGAGAAUGUAUUGUCGAUAAAGCCCCCGUAUGAACCGAACGAUUGCAUCUGUUCAAACAGUAUUAUUUUAGGAAAAAUUCAGAAUCUACUAUCUCGAAUUCAAACUUGAUAUUACAAACAAAAUAAAUAAUUAGGAUACGAGCGAAUUUGUUCAGGUUUCUCUUAAAAAAAAUUCGUUUUAUUUUAAAAAAUUUGCAAUCUAUAUACUUCGUUUUUUUUUUUAUCAUAAAAUAUUCUUUAUUUCGCAACUGUUACGUUGCCUAAAAUAAAGUUCCGCUUGACAUAAAUCAAUCGCAGAUAAAAAUUCGUUUCGUUUAUAGUAAAAUUUAAUUUUAAUAUAGUUAUCUAAUGGUAAUCUAAAUUUUACUAUAAUCUGAAUAUGUUGAAUUCGUAACGUUGCAUUUAAUUAUGAUUAAUUCACUCUAUUUUCGUGUAAAUGGAAAUUAGACGCACGUUAUCGAUUAGUAUAAAUCAAACUUUUUAGUAAUUUUUUCAAAAUAAAAUGCACAUUUAAUUCUUUUUCUUAUGAAUAAAUAGUUCGUUUUAUAAAAACAUCCUAACUGAAAAAAUAAUGCUUAUAAUACUUGUGCUGAAAAAUUGUUUAAUGUAAAACGAAAAAAUAUUUAUAUAUGUAUAUAAACGAUGCCAAAAUGGAAUAUAUAUAAUUAUUAAAAAAAAAAAAAAUUAAAUAUAUAAUCUAAUUUAAUAAAGGCAUUGUACUAAUUUGCAUUGUUUUCAAACCAGAAAACAUGUUCGCAAUUUUCGUUUCUAACUUGAAUCUUAUGCUGUGACAAUCGGUGAUUUUCUUAGCGAUAACUUUCGUCGUAUCUAUCUGUUGUACGCAAUAAAUACUUUCUGUUGAAUGCUUCAAGUACCUCCUUUUUAUAAAUGUUCACUGUACUAUGAAGAUUUCUUAGCAUUUAUCGAAGAAUACUAUAUACCCAUGUAGAGAAUUCUACGAAGCUCUGGGUCGUUGCACACGACGCGCUACUGCCUAUGUAACGUUUGCCACAGCAAAAGGAUUGAAAACCUCGAUACGAAAUAAAUGUAAUUGCGGCAGUGCGUCGGUGCAGCAAAAUGCGUUAAAGAGCCUCGACUAUCCAUAGAAAAAUUCUGGUUCGACUACCUUCCUUCCUU
Messenger RNA from Hylaeus anthracinus, 1663 nucleotides. Its product is annotated as gem-associated protein 6-like. Gene Ontology annotation, biological process: spliceosomal snRNP assembly; spliceosomal complex assembly. Gene Ontology annotation, cellular component: SMN complex; nucleus. NCBI's taxonomy places the organism in Eukaryota, Metazoa, Arthropoda, Insecta, Hymenoptera, Colletidae. The coding region runs from base 150 to 635 and encodes 161 amino acids. The record is from RefSeq and is a predicted model, not a curated record. The transcript is spliced from 2 exons.